AUGUCCAAGCCCCAGGUUCUCAUUUGCGGCACCAUCGUCCAUGCUCACGACGAGCUCAAGAACGAUCUUGGCUCGGUAGCAGAGAUCCUUCAACUGGACACUUCCUCGCGAGCCGAGUUCUUCCAGGCCUGCGCGUCCGGCGGCAAGUACUCCAACAUUGUGGCCAUCUACCGUCACAAUGAUUCGGCAGACAAGAUCGGCGUGUUUGACGCUGAACUCGUCAACCAGCUCCCCGCCUCGCUCAAGUCCAUCUGCCACAACGGUGCCGGCUACGACCAGAUCGAUGUGCACGCUGCCAAGGCGCGCGGCAUCACCGUCUCGCACACGCCUGCUGCUGUCGACGAUGCUACGGCGGACACGGCCAUGUUCCUGGUGUUGUCGAGCUUGCGCCAGUACUACCGUGCCGAGAUCAACGCUCGCAGUGGCAAGUGGAAGUCUGGUCUGAAGCCCGCCCACGACCCUGAAGGCAAGACGCUGGGAAUCAUCGGAAUGGGCGGCAUCGGUUCGGCGCUCGCCAAGCGCGCCGCUGCGUUCGACAUGAAGAUCAUCUACUACAACCGCAACCCCAACCCCAACGCCGAUCCCUCGUACAAGUACAUCUCGUCGCAACAGGAACUGCUCGCCCAGUCCGACGUCGUCUCGCUCAAUCUGCCGCUCAACAAGCAGACCGAGAAGUCAUUCGGAAAGGCCCAGUUCGACCAGAUGAAGGACGGCGCCGUGCUGGUCAACACCGCCCGUGGCGGCGUCGUCGAUGAAGAGGCCCUCAUCGAGGCCCUCACGUCCGGAAAGCUCUCCAGUGCCGGCUUGGACGUCUACCCCGCCGAGCCCAAGAUCGACGAGCGCCUCGUCAAGAUGGACAACUGCAUCCUCCUGCCCCACAUGGGCACCGAGACGGUCGAAACACAAAAAAAGAUGGAGGUCCAGGUGUUCGGCUCCAUCAAGACCGCCCUCGAGACCGGAAAGCCGUCUUUUAUCGUCAAGGAGCACAAGUGA
Sporisorium graminicola is the source of this 993-nucleotide messenger RNA. RefSeq lists its product as uncharacterized. The coding region runs from base 1 to 993 and encodes 330 amino acids. Gene Ontology annotation, molecular function: NAD binding; hydroxypyruvate reductase [NAD(P)H] activity; glyoxylate reductase (NADPH) activity. The transcript is spliced from 2 exons. The record is from RefSeq and is a predicted model, not a curated record. Gene Ontology annotation, cellular component: cytosol. NCBI's taxonomy places the organism in Eukaryota, Fungi, Basidiomycota, Ustilaginomycetes, Ustilaginales, Ustilaginaceae.